GCCAGACACCUUUUAACAAGUCCAGGAUAUCCUUAAUAUUUUUAAUGAUAUAGCUCCUUCAUGUGUAGUUUGUAAUAUGGGAGGCCUUUGUUCCCUCGAUGCCCGUAUAAGAGACUCUACUGCCCGCGUUUCGACAUGGCUGACGAUGCUUCUGCUUGGAUUUGCUUUUGUCAUGGCCGUUGCGCACGGGCAGGUCCGUUAUUCUAUUCCCGAGGAGAUGAACAAGGGAUCAGUGGUGGGAAAUAUCGCUCAGGAUCUCGGUCUGGAUGUAAAGAGACUGAAAUCUGGCCGAGCGCGGAUCUUUACAGAGGACAGUCGUGAGUACAUCGGUCUGAAUGUGGAUAAAGGCUCUCUGAUAGUGAGAGAGAGGAUAGAUAGAGAGGAGCUGUGCGCUCAAGUCUCUCCAUGCUCUUUACAUUUUCAGAUUAUUCUAGAUAAUCCAAUGGCGUUACAUGCACUUGAUGUUGAAAUAUUGGACAUCAACGAUCAUGCCCCUGCUUUUGACAGAAAAGAAAUUACUAUAGAAAUAACGGAAUCUGCAGCCACUGGUUCGGUGUUUUCUUUAGAUGGUGCGCAUGAUCCUGAUGUCGGGCUGAAUACACUACAGAAAUACACCCUUAAUCCCACUGAUCAUUUCAUUUUGAAAGAAUUGUCUCGGAGUGAUGGUAUCAAAUAUGUUGAGAUGGUUUUAAAAACACCUUUAGACAGAGAGGAACAAGAGGAGCAUCAUUUAAUUUUAACAGCAUUUGAUGGUGGAACUCCUCAGAAAUCUGGAACAGUUAAGAUAACUGUCACUGUUCUUGAUGUAAACGAUAAUUCUCCUGUGUUCAGUCAGCCAAUAUACCGAGUGUCUUUAUCAGAAAAUAUUCCGAAAGACAGUUUAGUAGUGACAGUCAGUGCUACUGACAAGGACAAAGGGUCUAAUGGCGAUGUGAUCUAUACGCUUUCACAAAGCUCCGGAAAAGAGGCCGGGGGUCUAUUUAUUAUUAAUUCCGUCACUGGAGAAAUAAAAGUAAAUGGUUCCUUUGAUUUUGAAAAAUCCAAACAGUAUGAAUUGAAUGUCAAGGCGAUGGAUAAAGGCGGACAAACCGACACCUGCAAAAUACUGAUUGAAAUUUUUGAUGUUAAUGAUAAUUUCCCAGUUAUCAGUGUUAUCUCAUUUUCUAAUGCAAUUCCUGAAGAUUCCGCUCCAGAGACUGUUAUUGCAAUCCUAAAUAUUAAAGACUUGGACUCCGGGAAAAACGGACAGAUUAAAUGCUCAGUGAAUUCAGAUCUGCCGUUUCGCAUCAAAGCGACAUCCUCUAAUUUCUAUAGUUUAAUCACUGGCCGUAUUUUAGACCGUGAAAUGUUUUCUGAAUACAAUAUAACCAUCACAGCUACAGAUGAAGGAUCUCCACCUUUAUCUACAAAUCAAACCCGGAGGCUUAAAAUAUCGGAUGUAAAUGACAACGCCCCUGUUUUCCAGCGUCACUCAUACACCGCUUAUGUGAUGGAAAAUAAUUCACCUGGAGUGUCUGUAUUUGCAGUGACAGCAACUGACAGAGACUCUGGGAAUAAUGCGCGCAUUUCCUAUUUUUUGGAAGAUCUUUCUGUGAACGGAGUUUCUGCUUCGUCUUAUAUUUCAGUGAACGCAGAGAGCGGAGAGAUUCUUGCUGUUCGAGCUUUUGAUUUCGAGCAAACAAAAGAGUUCAAUAUUCGCGUCAAAGCGCAGGACGGAGGCAACCCGCCUCUCAGUAGCAACGCGAGUGUGAAGAUUAUUAUUCAGGACCAGAAUGACAACGCGCCUCAGAUUCUGUAUCCGGUCCAAACUGGUGGCUCUGUGGUGGCUGAAAUGGUGCCUCGUUCAGCAGAUGUGGGCUAUCUUGUCACUAAAGUGGUGGCUGUGGAUGUGGACUCUGGACAGAAUGCCUGGCUCUCAUAUAAACUGCACAAGGCGACAGACAGGGCGCUGUUUGAAGUGGGCUUACAGAAUGGAGAAAUCAGAACCGUGCGCCAAGUCACUGAUAAAGAUGCUGUGAAACAGAAACUCACUGUUGUAGUGGAGGACAACGGACAGCCCUCUCGUUCAGCUACAGUCAAUGUGAACGUGGCGGUGGCGGACACUUUCCCUGAAGUGCUCUCCGAGUUCACUGACUUUACGCACGACAAGGAAUACAACGACAACCUGACAUUUUAUCUAGUGCUGGCCUUGGCUGUGGUUUCAUUCCUCUUUAUCGUCUCCAUCAUAACUAUACUGUCAGUGAAAUGCUACAGAUGGAGGCGUGAGCGGAUGUUUUAUAAAUCCGGUGCCAAUCUGCCAGUUAUUCCGUAUUAUCCACCCCUUUACGCAGACGUAGGAGGAACAGGAACUUUACAGCACAUGUACAAUUAUGAAGGUUACAGAACCACUGAUUCUAGAAAGAGUGAUGUGAAAUACGCCAGACCUCCUGCUGAGAGCAUCAUUAGUCUGGACAGCAGCGGAACACAGACACUUGCGCAUGCGCAAGGCAUGAAAUCUUAUGAUGACUCUGAUCAGGUGAGAAUUCUGAAGUCGCUGUAG
Molecule: messenger RNA, 2539 nt
Organism: Neoarius graeffei (lesser salmon catfish)
Lineage: Eukaryota; Metazoa; Chordata; Actinopteri; Siluriformes; Ariidae
Product: protocadherin gamma-A11-like
Exons: 1
Coding region: 77-2539 (820 amino acids)
Biological process (GO): homophilic cell-cell adhesion
Cellular component (GO): plasma membrane
Molecular function (GO): calcium ion binding
Source: RefSeq, a predicted model, not a curated record